Eucalyptus grandis is the source of this 2452-nucleotide messenger RNA. Its product is annotated as KH domain-containing protein HEN4. The transcript has 7 exons. Bases 132 to 2189 code for a protein of 685 amino acids. Gene Ontology annotation, cellular component: cytoplasm; nucleus. Gene Ontology annotation, biological process: regulation of gene expression. Lineage: Eukaryota; Viridiplantae; Streptophyta; Magnoliopsida; Myrtales; Myrtaceae. The record is from RefSeq and is a predicted model, not a curated record. Gene Ontology annotation, molecular function: mRNA binding.
UACUAGCGGUUGCGGACACGGAGGACCGGACGCUAUGGGCAUCUUUUCCCGACUAGACCCGAUACGACGAGUCGUAAAGGUCCCGACGCUUCCUCGACGGCCGUGAGCAACCGCGCGGUGGCCGCCUCCCCAUGGACGCGCCCUUCGCCGCCAGGCGCCCCCCGCCGCCGUCCUGCAGCGCCGCCGCUUCGGAGCCCAGCUGCGCUUCCUCUCAGCCCGCCGGCGCCGUGUUCAGGCUCCUCUGCCCCGCGCCGAAGGCCGGCGGCGUCGUUUCGGGCUCGCGCGACCUCGCCGGCGCGAGAGUUCGCGUCCUCGACGAGCCUCCUCCGGCUUCCUCGCGCGACGAUCGGGUGAUUCUCAUAUCCUCCGCCGAAUGCGCCACCGCCAGCUCGAGCCUAACCGAGCUCGAAGACAGGAACAAUCCGGCCCCGGAUUCGGAAUCGAGCGGCGGUAUCGGCGCGAGCUCGAAUGUAGGGAGGCGCGAGGAGCUGUCCCCAGCGCAGCGAGCUUUAGUUAGGGUUUUUGAGAAGAUAGUUUCGAUGGAACGAAAUAGGGUGGAUGACGGCGCAUCGAGUGAUCCGAGCCGCAGUUCGAGCCCUCGCGAGAGCGGAAGUGGCAGGGGUUACGUGGUGUGUAGGAUGUUGGCGCGGAGUGAUCAGGUGGACCGUCAAGUUUUAGAGAGAAUCGAGAGCAUUAGGCAUGAGAGUGGGGCUUCCGUCACCGUAUUGCCCUUGGAUCAUCAGUCCUUUGCCUCUUCCAGAGACGAAUUGAUAGAGAUUACAGGAAAAUUCCCAGCCGUGAAGAAAGCACUCCUAUCUGUUUCAAGUUGUCUUCAGGAAAACCCUAGGGCUGAUUCAGCCAAGUCAGGUGCCACAGCCACUAAAGCUUCCGGAGGUUUGCCUUCUUCAACAUCUUCUCAUAUGGAUCCUUUUCCUAAAGAGGGCCAUCCAUCUGGACGGCAUGCCGCUGAUCAUCUAUCCAUGGGUUACCCUCCUUAUUCUGGGCCUGAGGUCAUCGGAGCCAACCGUAGGAUGGUGGUGGAAGAGGAGGUCAUAUUUAAGCUGCUAUGCCAGCGAGAAAAAGUUGGCAGUGUGAUAGGUAAAGGUGGCUCUGUAGUUCGUGCCAUGCAAAAUGAGACUGGCGCAUUUAUCAAAGUUGCUGAUGGUUCGCCAGAUUCAGAUGAGAAAGUCAUUAUAAUUUCCGCACGAGAGAACUCAGACCAAAUACGCUCUGCUGCACAGGACGCUGUCAUGCGCGUGCAUCACAGAAUUACAGAGAUUGGAUUUGAACCUGGAGUUGCAGUUAUUGCUAGGCUUCUUGUGCCUUCACAGCAGAUAGGUUUCUUGGUAGGUAAAGGAGGUUUCUUUAUCAAUGAAUUGAAGAGGGCUACUGGUGCCAGUAUACGAGUUUUUGUGAAAGAACAUUCUCCAAAGUUUGAUUCGCACUAUCAUGAGGUUGUGCAGGUUGUGGGAAACUUGCAUUCUGUACAAGAUGCUCUGUUUCAUAUAACUGGCAGAAUUCGUGAGACCAUAUUCCCAAUGAAAUCCCCGCGUUCAAAUUUUGCUGCCCCACCACACUUGCCUCCCUUCAAUGAAAUGCCACCCCCAUUUUCCAGGCCAAGGCAUAACCCACAGUCCCCAGGCCAUUACCCACAUUCUCCGGGCCGUUAUCCACACCCUCAUGGAAUGGACCGUCCUAUCCCUCCUCCGCCACCCUUUGAUUUACAGCCUCCAUUUCCUCAUGGAGUGGACCGGAGCAUUCCACCUAGAGAGCAUAUUCCGCAUCCUUAUGGGGGUGACAGACCAGGUUAUGGUCCUCCAUUUGACAGACCCCCUUCACCAAGAAUGUGGACUCCACAAGGUUUCAGUGGCAGUCAUCCUAGGGGAAUGCCUGAUUUUGGUUCCAGUAGGGCUCCAGGAAGUUGGCCUUUCGGAAGUGGAAACCCAGGCCCCAUGAUGGCGAGCGCAUCCAUUGAGAUUUUGAUCCCACAAAAUUUGUUAGGGCAUGUACAUGGAGAGGAUGAUAGCAAUCUGAAUCAGAUCAGACAGAUUUCAGGUGCGAUGGUGGACAUUCACGAUCAAAAGCAUGGGGCUUCUGAAGGUGUUGUAGUGGUCUCUGGAACAGCAGACCAAGUCCGAGCUGCUCAGAGCCUAGUCCAUGCUUUCAUUUUAUGUGGACAGACAUCCUGACUCCGUUCAGGUCGAGUUUGGCAAUGGCGAAAGCCGAGGAUACAUGGGAAAUGUAUCUAAAACGGACAGUUGUGCAUCUCAUCAGGCAAAUUGUAGAUAAUGUUACAUUGGGAUUGUUGUCGUCGAUAGGAUGUUUGCUGUUCUUGAUGGUUUCUUCCAGUGGUUUAUUCACAUGGUACAAAAUUCGGAAGAGGUGUCUUUGUUCGUCGAUGUAAAUGAAGGCCGGGGCGUUUGGUUUUUUAGAUCAUUUUCUAUCCAGUAAC